AUGGCCGCCGAGGGUCAAGUGCAGACGGUCGACGUGACGUCGCUAGAUGUGCCACAGCUGCUUGAUGUUCGAAAACAGCUAGAGCUCGAGCUGAAGCAAUUCACGACCAUGUUUGGCCAGCUCAAGAUCGCACAAGCACGCUUUCAAAGUUGUGCGGAGAGCGUUGAAGCCAUCCGACCAGAGAACCAAGGCAAGACAACGCUUCUUCCGCUCACAGCGUCGCUUUAUGUGCCAGGUAAGCUGAGUGAUCCGGAAAAGGUUAUUGUCGAUAUCGGCACAGGAUAUUAUGUCGAAAAGUCUCGCCCUGAAGCACGUAAACUGUAUGAAGACAAGGUGGCCUAUAUCAUCAAAAACAUGGAACAGCUACAAGAGACGAUCCAUCGGAAACAGGAUAACCUUCGCGUCGUAUGCGAGCUGCUCCAAGUGAAAGUGCUCCAGCGUGAAGGGGCUCAGGAAGCUGCCUAG
This is a messenger RNA of Malassezia restricta, 465 nucleotides long. RefSeq names its product subunit of the heterohexameric cochaperone prefoldin complex. The record is from RefSeq and is a predicted model, not a curated record. The transcript is spliced from 5 exons. Gene Ontology annotation, cellular component: cytoplasm; prefoldin complex. Lineage: Eukaryota; Fungi; Basidiomycota; Malasseziomycetes; Malasseziales; Malasseziaceae. Bases 1 to 465 code for a protein of 154 amino acids. Gene Ontology annotation, biological process: protein folding; regulation of DNA-templated transcription.